Molecule: messenger RNA, 901 nt
Organism: Aspergillus eucalypticola CBS 122712
Lineage: Eukaryota; Fungi; Ascomycota; Eurotiomycetes; Eurotiales; Aspergillaceae
Exons: 2
Coding region: 401-877 (158 amino acids)
Source: RefSeq, a predicted model, not a curated record
CAGGGCCUGCCUCAUGUGAGCCCUAACUGGCGCUUCGCAAAAUGGGUGCUAAGUGCUUUAGUGUGUAAUGCGAUACUACGCAGGUGAGACACUGACAGGCUUAGAUUCCCUCUGGCAUGGAAUCUAUGGCCUAAACGUCUUGGCUAGUGGGUAGGUGAGGGGUACAGUAUCCCUACAGCAAUUCGAUGAUUGCAUUUCAUUGUUUCCUCCCUGAGAAAUUAUAUCAACCCUUUGUAUACAAGCCGGGUAUUUUGUGAAUUUUGAAUCUACCAUCGUCUUAAGUGGUAUGGUCCAGUCACAGGUGCAGGGUAAAAGGAAAGCAACUCUACAAUUCUCAUAUUGAUAAGAGACAGCUAUACAAACAUCCUACUUCCUCCUCGACAGGCACUCAUCCGCCGAAAUGAAACCCUCGGCAUCAAUCCCACUUCUCCUCUUGACCAUCAUAUCUUCAUCCUCAUUAAGUGUCAACUCCUAUCGAAUCUUCGAAUACCCGGAGGACCAAUAUAUCAUCCCACAGCUCGAUGUGCAUCGACUACUGAACGCCGGGAACAACAACUUCACUGAUAAUGUGAUGAAGGUCUGCUCCAAUGACCAGAAAUGCUUUGAUUUCGCAGCUUACCUCUAUACCCAGAGUGAGUUGCGCGAAGGGAAUUGUCCGGAUCCUUUAUCCUUGAUUAUACUUAUAUUCCUCUCGCAAUUUGAUCGGCUUGAGACCUCCAACAGACUCAAAUGCUGUGCCGAGCAUAGUAAAAAUCCAAUCCCCUGCUGCGAUGCUCAACACAUGCAGCAUAUCUGUGUCAUCUUUUUGUUCCUUGGGUUGAAAUACCGGUUAUAUGUUAUAUUGACCAACUCUGCACAUGUUAUGCCUCAACUAUGACAAGCUGGUAGACGUGGAGUCCAU